Candidula unifasciata is the source of this 1070-nucleotide messenger RNA. NCBI's taxonomy places the organism in Eukaryota, Metazoa, Mollusca, Gastropoda, Stylommatophora, Geomitridae. The record is from the annotation of a GenBank genome assembly.
GUGAAAACAUGCCACGUAUUUACAGCAUCACGGGCGAGCUGUUGCCUUCCCCUAGGAUGAUCAGUUGGAAGCUACACCCGGACCAAACCGGCCACGACAACAACACCAUGCUGGUUAUGCAGAUGGGCCAGUUUAUCGACCAUGAUAUUUCUCAUGCUCCUGUACUGACAGAUACAAAUUUCUCUGUCAGAUGUUGUGGCGUUCUCCCUGAUAAGCGUCUACCGGAUUGCUUCCCCAUCGACAUCCCACCUGGUGAUCCGGUGUUCAGCAACUGCAUGGAAUUUUUCAGGUCGCUUCCGACAAUGGACGAAGAUGGCAAUACCCUCAAUCCCAGAGAACAGAAGAACUCACUGACAUCUUUCAUUGAUGGCUCAGGCGUCUACGGGUCUGACCUCAAAACGUACAAUCGGAUUCGAUCAGAAAAUGGAAAAGGUAUGUUUUUAAAUACGCGCCUGGUGCAAGGACAAGAGCGACUGCCCUUACAUCCAGACCCGAGUCCCGCCAGCUGUGUCUCCUCCAACACUUCUGUUUCCUACUGUCAGUUAGCAGGUGACAAUCGAGUUAACGAACAGCCAGGACUAGGUUCUAUCCAUCUGCUCUUCCAUCUUCACCACAAUCACAUAGUUCGACUUCUUGUUGAUGGCAUCCUCCAGAAGAGAGGACAACCUUCUUCGCCUCAAGAAAUUCGGAAGUUUGUGAAAGAAUCCCCUGACAACAUGAAGGAAACAGUCUUUCAGGAGGCCAGAAAAAUUCUCGGUGGAAUUAUUCAGAAAAUCACCUACUGUGACUGGCUGCCAAUGAUUCUAGGACCUUACCUCAUCGAGAAGUUUCAGCUGGGCUGCAGCAGACGCAGUCGGUAUAAUCCAGAUGUUGACCCUAGAGUAGCAAACAGUUUCCUGGCAGCUGCUCUACGGUUUGGGCAUACUCUCAUUCCCAACGUCUACAAUUUUGGGGACAAGAAAAUCCAUCUUAAGGACUCUUUCAACAUCCCAGAUGCCAGUAUCCGUUACUUUGACAACAUCAUCCAGUGCCUAAUUAAAGAGGGAAGCGACGAAGCAUAUGACAGGUUG